Messenger RNA from Blepharisma stoltei, 1317 nucleotides. Lineage: Eukaryota; Ciliophora; Heterotrichea; Heterotrichida; Blepharismidae. The record is from the annotation of a GenBank genome assembly.
AUGAAUUAUUUUUGCUUUUUAUUAGUAUCUGCAAUAGCCUAUAUCAUUCCCAAUACUUUUACCCAAAAAGACUGAGAAAUAAUUCUUUACACCUUUCAAGAACUCGCCCCAGAUCUCGAACUAAGCCAAUGCGGGAACAAAUUUUGCGUAAAAGCAGAAAGAGAUAUAUCAGCAGGGGAGCUAUUACUAGGGCUUUCCUUUAAAUAUAUUAUAUCCCCUUAUGACUAUAAUCCACUUAUUCAUAUCAACGCAACAGUUCAAGAUGCUUUAGCUCUCUAUAUCUUACACGAGAAAUUCAAUGGAAAUAGAGGGAAUUUCAUAAAUUCCUAUGUCCAUUCUUUACCAACAGAAACCUACUUACCCUUAAAUUGGACUUUACAGCAGCAUGAAUUAUACCAAAAUCUCAGCUUAAGGUGAUGGCCAGUCCAAAACUCUGAUGAAUACUUGAAAAGGUGCCAAGUUUUCACUGAAAUGUUCCAAUCUGCUAAAAGUGCAUUACCAAGCGAUCUAUUUGAAUGUGAAGCUUGGAAGUGGGCGUAUUCCAUUAAAUCCAUGAGAACUUUUAAAACCCAUAUAAGAGAGCUCCAAGCAUUUGGCAGAGGGGGGAAAUCCAAAGAAGACGGAGUUGUAAGAAUUUUUCUUCCUGGCAUCGAUUUUAUAGGAUAUGAUAAAAAAAGACUGGGAGAUUCAAGUGGGGAAUUUUUUGUGAAUUUUAAUAAAUAUCCAGAAUCAAUGAAUUUGUUUGCGAUGAGGAAUUUUUAUGAAGACUAUGAAGUUUAUAACUAUUAUGGAGCAAAAUCAAAUUUCGAUAUGAUGAAUGAAUUAGGUGUUGUUUUUGAGAGAAAUCCAAAUGAUAUUUUUGUGAUCAGCAUAAAUAGCACUGAAAAUUGUUUAGGGAGUAAUUCUGACAAUGCCUGUCAUUAUCAGCUUGGUGUAAAAGAAAUAAAUUGGAACUUAUUUAUGUAUUUAAUUAGCGUCAAUGACAAGUUUAGCUCAGAUUUGAAAAAAUAUAAGUCUAUUGCAACUUAUUUUAAUAUAAAGACUGAGUAUGCUGAGUUUCCAAAAGAAGAUGAAGAGACUAUACUAAGUUUUGAAAAAGCUAUGAAAACAUACCAUUUGAUUUUAAGCCGAACUUAUGCCAAUUUUAAUGCUAUCAGCUGAAGGGAAUUAAGAAGAAAAUCAUCAGAAUAUACACAGCCUGCUGAAAAGCUGAUAUGGGAUUACAGUGUUUCAGAAAGAGCUUCAUUUUUUGAACAUUUAAAAAACUAUGAUAGAUCUUAUUUAUUCUAUCUAUUAGGAAGCUUAAAGUUAUUUUAA